GAAUAGUGGAUGACACCCUCCUAGAAGAAUUUUUUUUUUCUUUAUUUAAAAAAGAUUUUGACAUUUUUUUUUUUCUUCUUCUUUCUUUACACACAUUUUUUAAUAAUAACAAUGGCUGGUAACAAAGGAAAGGUUCUUCUUGCAUACUCUGGUGGAUUAGACACCUCUGUCAUUUUGGCUUGGUUGAUUGAGCAAGGUUAUGAAACCUUAGCUUAUAUUGCCGAUGUUGGUCAAGAGGAAGACUUUGAAGCCAUCAAGGCUAAGGCUUUAUCUGUUGGUGCCGCCAAGGUCUUUGUUGAGGAUCUUAAAGCUGAAUUUGUCAAGGAGCAAAUCUACCCUGCUAUUCAAGCUAACGCCAUCUAUGAGUCUGUCUACCUUUUAGGUACUUCUUUGGCUCGUCCCGUCAUUGCCCGUAGACAAAUCGAGAUUGCUGCUCAAGAAGGUUGUCAAUACGUUUCUCACGGUUGUACCGGUAAGGGUAACGAUCAAGUCCGUUUCGAACUUGCCUACUAUGCCUUGAAGUCUGACAUUGAAGUCAUUGCUCCCUGGAGAUUACCUAUCUUCUUCGAGCGUUUCGCUGGUCGUAGUGCUCUUUUGGACUUUGCUGCUGAAAAGAACAUUCACGUUGCCCAAACCAAGGCCAAGCCCUGGUCUACUGAUGAGAACUUGUUCCAUAUUUCUUAUGAAGCUGGUAUUCUCGAAGAUCCCAAUGUUACACCUCCCAAGGAGAUGUGGAAGCUCACUGUUGAUCCUGAGGAUGCACCCAACACUCCUGAACGUAUUACCAUUACUUUCGAGCACGGUAUUCCCGUUAAGGUUGUUAACCACAAUGACGGACAAGUUGUUGAGAAGGAUGAUGUCAAGCUUUUCACUUACUUGAACGCUGUUGCCCGUCGUAACGGUGUUGGUCGUAUUGAUAUUGUUGAAUCUCGUUUCAUUGGUGUCAAGUCUCGUGGUUGUUAUGAGACUCCUGGUGGAACCAUUUUGCGUACUGCUCAUAUGGAUCUUGAAGGUUUGACUAUGGAUGGUCAAUUACGUGCUCUUCGUGAUCAAAACAUUACUGUUCCUUACGGUAAGGCUCUUUACAAUGGUCAAUACUUCUCUCCUGAGUGUGAGUACUUGACUCAAUCCAUUGAGUUCACUCAACGUAACGUCUCUGGUGAUGUCAAGUUGAAGCUCUACAAGGGUAACACCAUUGUUGAAGGUCGUGUUGCUGUCGGUGCUGGUGCCAAGCUCUAUGAUAUGCAAGAAUCCUCUAUGGAUGAACAAGGUGGUUAUAACCCAGUUGAUGCUGAUGGUUUCAUCAAGGUUCACUCCAUCCGUCUCAAGAAAUGGACUGCCAAGCAAUAAAUUCUCUUUUUCUCUUUUCUUUCCCUCUUGUUAAAUAUUUCCCCCUCCCAGCUUACAUAAAAUAAAACAAAAAUUUUUUUUGUA
This is a messenger RNA of Mucor mucedo, 1434 nucleotides long. Its product is annotated as argininosuccinate synthase. The coding region runs from base 112 to 1350 and encodes 412 amino acids. Gene Ontology annotation, cellular component: cytoplasm. Gene Ontology annotation, molecular function: argininosuccinate synthase activity; ATP binding. The transcript has 3 exons. Lineage: Eukaryota; Fungi; Mucoromycota; Mucoromycetes; Mucorales; Mucoraceae. Gene Ontology annotation, biological process: L-arginine biosynthetic process; urea cycle. The record is from RefSeq and is a predicted model, not a curated record.